Nothobranchius furzeri (turquoise killifish) is the source of this 6353-nucleotide messenger RNA. RefSeq names its product cysteinyl-tRNA synthetase 2, mitochondrial (gene cars2). NCBI's taxonomy places the organism in Eukaryota, Metazoa, Chordata, Actinopteri, Cyprinodontiformes, Nothobranchiidae. Gene Ontology annotation, cellular component: cytoplasm. The record is from RefSeq and is a predicted model, not a curated record. Gene Ontology annotation, molecular function: ATP binding; cysteine-tRNA ligase activity. Gene Ontology annotation, biological process: cysteinyl-tRNA aminoacylation.
AAUUAUGUGCAUAGAAAAUCAAGAUUUUACUUCAGCAACGUAAAAUGAUCGAAAUGCUGUACAUUGAGUAACAAGUAUUUUUGAUUAACCUCGAUUCAGUUACAAUAUUUGAAAAUUUCGCCUACUUUCAUUAGAAUUGAAAGAAACAAACGGGUGACAUUAGGUUUACCGCUAAUUCGGCUUAAGUAACACAAAUAACUAGUCAGCACAAACGGAGAAAUAAAACUAGUCAAAGACUAAGGACGCAGGACAUUUCGACGUGAUGACGUAUAUGCUAAUCAGUGCUGCAAAGCGUCAACGCGCUAGCUACUUUCCAUUUAGCUUAGCUGGUAAUGAAAGUUAAAGAAAUAAUAUGUAUAAUUUUAUAAUUCGCAUCUUCUUUUCAAAAGGUUGAGUCAGACCAGUGCGCAUGCGCCUUUCUCCUGAAGAGCCAUGUGGGGUACGGUGACAAGGAACGUAAAGUGUGCACCCUCUGGGGUUCUCAACCUUUACCGGACCACGAUUAGGUCUGGCUGCAGUGGGUCUGGGAAGACCUGGGUGAGACCCAGCGGGUUUGACACUGGUCUAAAAACUUUCAACAGCCUCACCAAGCAAAAGGAGCCGCUCAUCCUGGCUAGAGAAGGAACAGCUACCUGGUACAGCUGUGGACCCACCGUGUACGACCACGCUCACCUGGGUCAUGCAUGUUCAUAUGUCAGGUUUGACAUCCUGCAGAGGAUUCUGUCCAGGCUGUUUGGGGUCACCGUGAUCCACGCCAUGGUCAUCACUGACAUCGAUGACAAAAUCAUCCGAAGGAGCUGGGAGGAAAACGUUUCUGCGUCCGUUAUCUCCAGAAUGUACGAAGAGGAGUUCAAGAAGGACAUGCUGUCUUUAAAGGUGAUUCCACCUGCGGUGUACCUUAGAGUCACUGACAACGUGCCCCAUAUUGUUGCGUUCAUUGAGAAGAUAAUUAGAAAUGGACACGCCUACGCCACUAAUGAAGGAGACGUGUAUUUUGACGUCCAGUCCAUCGGUGACAGAUAUGGGAAGUUUGGUGGAGCUGUGGGUUCUCAGGGAGAGCCUGCCAGCUCAGACAAACGGGACUCGAGGGAUUUCGCCCUGUGGAAGCGGUCCAAAGCUCAGGAGCCAUACUGGGAAUCGCCAUGGGGCCCAGGAAGACCUGGCUGGCACAUUGAGUGCUCCACCAUUGCUAGUUGUGUGUUUGGGGGUCAGCUGGAUGUCCACUCUGGAGGGAUGGACCUGGCCUUUCCUCACCAUGAGAAUGAGAUCGCUCAGAGUGAAGCCUUCCAUCAGUGUCAGCAGUGGGCCAACUACUUCCUCCACUCAGGUCAUUUACACCUGAGAGGAAGUGCAGAGAAAAUGUCUAAAUCUCUGAAGAACUACGUCAGCAUCAAGGACUUCCUGCUGUCGUACUCUGCUGAUGAGUUUCGGAUGUUUUGCCUCCUGUCCAAAUACCGAUCAGCGAUAGAUUACAGCGACAGCAGCAUGACGGAGGCUCGUUCCGCUCUGGAGACCAUCCGCACCUUCAUGGAGGCGGCUCAGGCUUACAUGAAGGGUCAGCUGCUGUGUUCUCCGGUUCAGGAGGCUUUCCUCUGGGAAAGGCUGACGGAGGCGAAGUCCGGCGUGCUCAGAGCGCUGUCAGAUGACUUUGACACCCCGAGAGCGGUCAGCGUUCUGAUGAAUCUGGUGUAUCAUGGGAACUGUCAGCUCCAGCCUGUUACUACGACUGCGGCAGUGGUCCGGAGUCCUGCGGUGUUCGGAGCGAUGACCAGCUACAUCACACAUAUCCUGGAUGUGUUUGGGAUCGAUCUGCUCCUCAGGAAGGAGUCAGAAGUGCUGAGCAGCUCUGGAAGUCUGCAGGCCGUUGUGGAACAGCUGACCCGGUUCAGAACCGAAGUCCGAGCUUUCGCGCUGACCCGACAGGACGAUAGCAACACCGGAUCGCCCAGCAAAGCAGGUCUUCACCCAGACAGAGUCCCUCUGCUGAGAGCCUGCGAUGCCCUCAGACAUGAGCUGGCUCCUCUGGGAGUUCUCAUAAAGGAUCGAGGAGCCACGUCCACGUGGGAGAUAAAACCCAAUCAGAGAGGACAGAAGGUCCAGGAGGGACGUCACAGACAGGAGGCUGAAGUCCUCUCAGAUGGACUCGACGAUUUGAAAUGAAAACUUGAUCAGAACUUUUUAUAAGAGGUUUAAAAUGAUCCGAUGGAAUAAAUUUGAUCAAGUUAAUUAUUUUUCCUUUCAUGACCGGAUGGACCAUCGGCUCCAGCCUAACAGCUUAGUCAGGAUCUAAUUGUUUUUGUACUAAAUUAUGAUGUCAUUUUCUCCACAAGAAAAACAUCUAAUGAUCUUGUUAAAUAUUUUAAUAGUUGCUGAGUACCAAACCAACCCUUCGCAUAACAAUCUGUGUCGUGAUCCUGUUCCUGACGGUCCGGUUCUUAGUCCCAUCCGUCGUCCUCAUGAGGAGCAGGGUCUGGAUCACGCGGCGUUGCGGCUCUCUGGGAUCAGAUUGAUGAGAGAGUUGCUGGCCUGGGCCAGCUCUGUGAUGGAGACUCGGCCUCUCUGUCUGACGAACUGGGCCACAGAGUCCAGCUCCUCAGGUGUGAUGAAGAUGAACUUCCCUCUGUCGUCGAUGACGCCUGCAGCAACGAGCAGAACAAAGAAAGUCUCCGUUACCAAAGAGCUGAGAUUCGAACCUCUGGAGUCAUUAAGUUCCUAAAACCAGGACCUCCCAGGGCUCAGACGGGCUCUUUGAUCCCAAAGCCCCACUAUAGUGUGACUGGUACUAGGAAGAUAUCCGACUGGUCCAGAGUUCCGUCUCGGCUCACCUGUGAGGGUUCCUUCAGCUAACAGGUCCUGCAGUCUGGAGAUGGCGUCCUGCGUCCUGAUCCCAAAAUGUGAGGCCAGGUCCUCCAGGAGGACCACCUUGGAGCUCUGCAGACACAACAGAGCAGCCUGUCACUGUCCAGUUCACCGACAGGACUGGCCAGACUGGGCCCAGUGGGCCGCGCUCACCUCAAUGUACUGGAUGAAGUCCUGCAGCAGGUUGCGAGACUGAGAACAGAAAACAAACGUUUAACUGAACCGUUUAAGAGAAAAGGGACAGAAACCACGCAGUAGUAGAAGACCUGAUCCUCAGACAGCUGCUCCUCCUCCCCCUGCUCCUCGAUGACAAAUGAGGACUUUAGUUUAAGGUACUCCUCCUCCUCCCGCCGCUCCUGCUCCUCUUUAGUUCGGCGCUCCUCCUCCUCCUGAAUGUAACAGCAGCAGAGUCUCAGGAUCUCCCCCUGUGAACCCAGUAAGGAUACUACAUGUAGAGGAGUGGGUGUUACCUGCUUCUGCUCCUGCAGUCGCUCCUUCUCCUCCUCCUGGCGUCUUUCCUGCUCCCUGAGCUCCUGCAUUCUCUUCCGUUCUUCCCUCUCCUCCCUCUCUGCCUGCAAACCAAACAAUCCAGCACAGAUAUGUUGAAGAUGGAAGGGGAUGGGCGAGGGAGUAAAGCCUGAGCCGUGGGGGUUCUGGUGACCUCUCUCUGGGCCUUCCUGGCUUCUUUCUCCUCCUGCUUCUUCAGUUUCUUGGCUCCAACCUUGGCUGUAGGCUGGAUGUUCUGCUGCUCCACCUCUUCAUCCUCUCCAGGCUCCUCGUCUGAAAUUCACAGGAUCUCUGUUAUGUUACGACAGGGUGUUUGUUCAGUGUGCCUCUAAUCUGUGUAUUUCUAGUACAGGUCCUUCUCAAAAAAUUAGCAUAUUGUGAUAAAGUUCAUUAUUGUCUGUAAUGUGCUGAUAAACAUUAGACUUUCAUAUAUAUUAGAUUCAUUACACACAUCUGAAGCAGUUCAAGCCUUUUAUUGUUUCUAAUAUUGAUGAUUUUGGCAUACAGCUCAUGAAAACCCAAAAUUCCUAUCUCAAUAAAUUAGCAUAUCAUGAAAAGGUUCUCUAAACGAGCUAUUAACCUAUUCAUCUGAAUCAGCUAAUUAACUCUAAACACCUGCAAAAGAUUCCUGGGGCUUUUACAAAACCCCAGCCUGGUUCAUUACUCAAAAAUGGAAUCAUGGGUAAGACUGCCGGCCUGACUGCUGUCCAGAAGGCCAUCAUUGACACCCUCAAGCAAGAGGGUAAGACACAGAAAGAAAUUUCUGAACGAAUAGGCUGUUCCCAGAGUGCUGUAUCAAGGCACCUCAGUGGGAAGUCUGUGGGAAGGAAAGAGUGUGUCAGAAAACGCUGCACAACGAGAAGAGGUGACCGGACCCUGAGGAAGAUUGUAGAGAAGGACCGAUUCCAGACCUUGGGGAACCUGUGGAAGUAGUGGACUGAGGCCCUGUCCACACGUAGCCGGGGAUCUGCCAAAACGUAGAUAUUUUUCUAUGUUUUGGCCUGUCAACCACACGAAAACAGAUCUUUUUAAAAACUGGCCAAAGUGAAGAUCUGCGUUUUCUCUGUUUUGGGUGUCUGCGUGUGGACAGACAAAACCGGAGUUUUAAGGUCCGCAACGUCACUUUCCGCGACAAAAAAUGCUGACAUCACGUGUGCGACCUGUGUUUACACUAGCCGACAGCAUGGAAGCCCUCAGAGCUAUGCUCGCUUUAUCAACUGUCCAAGCGCUUUUUGCUUGUUUGUUUUUGCAAGCAGAAUUACUGCUCCUUGCGGAAGACCACAGACGAAGGACGAGGUUAAGAACGGGGGAAGUACUGCCGCCUACAGGUCUGGCAUGUCCUUAACAACGUAUUUAUCCGGGUACGUGUGGACAGAGUUUUUUUCUAAAACAAGGUGGUGUGGAUGCAAGUUUUUGGAGGGGUGGAUAUUCGUUUUUAAAAAAACCCGGCUACGUGUGGACUAGGCCUGAGCCUGGAGUAGAAACAUCCAGCGCCACCGUGUACAGGCGUAUGCAGGAAAUGGGCUACAGGUGUCACAAGUGUCACAAUCAAGCCACUUUAGAACCAGAAACAGCGGCAGAAACGCCUGACCUGGGCUACAGAGAAGCAGCACUGGACUGUUGCUCAGUGGUCCAACGUACUUUUUUCGGAUGAAAGCAAAUUUUGCAUGUCAUUCGGAAAUCAAGGUGCCAGAGUCUGGGGGAAGACUGGGCAGAGGGAAAUACCACAAUGCCUGAAGUCCAGUGUCAAGUACCCGCAGCCAGUGAUGGUCUGGGGUGCCAUGUCAGCUACUGUUGUUGGUCCACUGUGUUUUAUCAAGGGCAGGGUCAAUGCAGCUAGCUAUCAGGAGAUUUUGGAGCACUUCAUGCUUCCAUCUGCUGAAAAGCUUUAUAGAGAUGAAGAUUUCAUUUUUCAGCGCGACCUGGCACCUGCUCACAGUGGCAAAACCACUGCUAAAUGGCUUACUGACCAUGGUAUUACUGUGCUCAAUUGGCCUGCCAACUCUCCUGACCUGAACCCCAUAGAGAAUCUGUGGGAUAUUGGGAAGAGAAAGGUGAGAGACGCAAGACCCAACACUCUGGAUGAGCUUAAGGCCGCUCUCGAAGCAUCCUGGGCCUCCAUAACACCUCAGCAGUGCCACAGGCUGAUUGCCUCCAUGCCACGCCGCAUUGAAGCAGUCAUUUCUGCAAAAGGACUCCCGACCAAGUAUUGAGUGCAUAACUGAACAUAAUUAUUUGAAGGUUGACUUUUUUGUAUUAAAAACACUUUUCUUUUAUAUUGUAUGCUAAUUUUUUGAGAUAGGAAUUUUGGGUUUUCAUGAGCUGUAUGCCAAAAUCAUCAAUAAUAGAAAACGCUUGAACUACUUCAGUUGUGGGUAAUGAAUGUAAUAUAUAUGAAAGUCUAAUGUUUAUCAGUACAUUACAGAAAAUAAUGAACUUUAUCACAAUAUGCAGUUUUUUUUAGAUGGACCUGUACAGCUGUUGCUUCACAGUGGGUGUUUUUUACAUGUAGCCAUUUUCCCACAGAUCAGCUGUAAGGUUAGUGAUGAUUUUAUCUCUGGGUCUCACCUUGCUCUGGUCUCUGUGGGCGCCGGUUAGCCAUCAUAGCAGCAAGGUUGUUCCUCCUCCUGCGAGGCAUCCCGGCUCCCCGGUCCUCCAGGGGCCGCGGAGGGGCCCCCGCUGCCCGGACAACCUCCCUCUGAUGCUCCUCAUCAGCUGAAGAUAUUAAUUUUGUUUUACAUACAUGGACUAAAACAUCUUCAAACUGACAAGAAUCAAAGACUUUCAGAUAGGAAGAGUGAGGUGUAAAAUAAAGCAUCGCCACAAAUAAAUCAGUCAACUGUGCUUCAAGCCACACAUCAGGAACUAUAGUAAAUAAAAACGUGUUAAUACGUAAAGCACAAACUUUAAAACAUGAAUUAGUUUAUUUCCUCUCGUAUGAAGCAUCUAUGAAGGAGAUGCAGCACAAAUAAAAUAUUUUUAUGAAA